Dendrobium catenatum is the source of this 853-nucleotide messenger RNA. Its product is annotated as PRKR-interacting protein 1-like. Gene Ontology annotation, cellular component: nucleolus. The transcript is spliced from 2 exons. Bases 24 to 581 code for a protein of 185 amino acids. The record is from RefSeq and is a predicted model, not a curated record. Gene Ontology annotation, molecular function: double-stranded RNA binding; protein kinase inhibitor activity; protein kinase binding. Lineage: Eukaryota; Viridiplantae; Streptophyta; Magnoliopsida; Asparagales; Orchidaceae. Gene Ontology annotation, biological process: negative regulation of protein kinase activity.
UCGGUGUUAGGGUUUUGCAGGGGAUGUCCGGCACAGCAAAGGAAGGCGGUACCACCCGCCAGGUGACAGACAUGCAGCUGGUCGCCGCCAUUCCGAAUUCUGUGGGCGCUGUAGUCGCCAAGGCUGGAACAGGCGACGGAUCCAUUGUUGAGUACGGGAAAGGCGCGGGGGGUGGCAGCGUGCUUAGAGAGGAGGAGGAGGAUCUGGAAGUGAAGCUUCGCCGAAUCAUUGAGAACGUACCCGUCCGUGUUAGCAACACCUCCGGAAGCUCCGCUGGUUCCGGCUCCGGCGAUUUCCAUCAGUAUCGCCAAAUGAGGAGAAAGGAGCAAGAUCGAUUGAUGAGAAUGGAUGUUGACUACCAAAGAAGGAAGGAGUUGGCUGAGUUCAAUAUGAGGAGAGAAGAAAGAUUGAAGGCCGCUGAGGAAAGAACAUCAAAGAAGCGAGCUAAACGGCAGAAGAAGAAGCUUAAAAGGAAAGAAAAAAGAAAUAAGACAGAUAAUGGGGAGGAACAUCAUCAGCAUCAAGAUGGGUCCUCAGGGAGUGAGGAUUCAGAUGAUCCAGAUGCAGAGUAUAGGAAGUGAGUUUUCUAUUAUUUUAACUGCAACGGAUUGAUCUUUCUUCCAAAAUGGGAAUGCGUACCAUUCUGUUAAAUGGAUUUCUUCUUUUGGUCCCCAUUUUGAUUGGGGUGGUAGAGAUUUCCUGGGAAUGUAAUCAUUUGAAAGAGCCCUUCUACUCGAUGGUAACCAUGCUGGGGUCAAUUUUAGGCGACUGUAUAAUGUGAAUGUGGAAAUGGAAAGACUAUUCUUGAUGCCAGGAGUGUAUAAUAGCUUGAUAUAGUUGAUAAUUGUUUGUA